Brassica napus (rape) is the source of this 2814-nucleotide messenger RNA. Its product is annotated as protein DOG1-like 3. The record is from RefSeq and is a predicted model, not a curated record. The transcript has a single exon. The coding region runs from base 120 to 635 and encodes 171 amino acids. Lineage: Eukaryota; Viridiplantae; Streptophyta; Magnoliopsida; Brassicales; Brassicaceae. Gene Ontology annotation, molecular function: sequence-specific DNA binding. Gene Ontology annotation, biological process: DNA-templated transcription.
CUGAUGUUAAGAAAAAAUGGGUCGGGUCCUUUCAAUGUCGUCCUGCAUCUUUCGUUAGAGUUAUAUACGCUCUAUGUGGAUCUUGUGCUGAAGCUCAUCUUUCUCGGUAUCUCCUCCAGAUGGAUGAAAACAUCGAUGAUAGGCAUGAUGGUGAUAGUUCCAUGAGUGAUCUCACCGCGACUCAGCUUGAGAAAAUCAAUGACUUACAUGUAAAGGUCAUAAGGGAAGAAGAUGAGAUAACCAAGAAAUGUGCGAAUUUGCAAGAGGAUGUUGCGGAUAUGCCAAUCGCCGUCACGGCUUUCUGGAGGGACUCGGUUGAAGCUGAUGUGGCGGUUGAAAAUGCUUUAGAUAAGCAUGAAGAGUGCAUGGGGGUUUUAAUGGCGGAGGCUGAUAAGGUGAGGCUAGAGACGCUUAGGAGGAUUGUGGAGGUUUUGACUCCGGUUCAAGCGGCGGAGUUUUUGCUCUCCAGGAAAAGAUUACACAUGUCGUUGCACGAGUGGGGAAGAGCUAGAGAAGAGCGUCGUUAUGGUUGUGCACACGUGCGGGUGCAGCAGCAGGGAGAGCCGGAGCCGGGAAGUCAAAGAGAUCGGACACUAUUGAUAUGUGAGUGUGAGUUUUGUAAGGUCAAUAAAUAAUCUUGUGUAAUAGUUUGGCCUAAGUAGAGAUGAGAUCAUGUUAAGUGAGGUGUGUGUGAGAGAGAGAAUGUUAAGUGUGUCAUUAUGUGUGUGAGAGACGUAGUUACGCUUUUGCUUUUGUCUUAUACAAGGAAUAAGCAGUAAAACGUCAAGUGAUUACUUGUCUUCCAUUAUGAAUACAAAUUAAAGAAAUUAUGCAUACAAAUUAAACGUUAAGAUUAAUUUGGUUGUCUUAGCAAACUUGAUUUUUUGCCUACAAUGAUUUUUGUGUGUAAAUCUCUACGACAUGUUUGGGUGAAAGCAGUAUUUUAACUCUAAAACUAAUAAUGACAGUAUAUUCAAUUUUGACAGUACACUUAAGUAAAUCCCUUAAUCACACAAGUGGAAAAUUGGGAACUGGUAUUUGUGAAAGUUAUGUGACUGGCUGUUGUGUUUCUUGUAUGACUCUGGCUGUUAUUGAAUCUUUAUAUAACAUUUGAAUAUUCCUUUUCUUCUAGAUUAUGUAUCCAAAGUAAACAAGAAAAAGCAGUAUCAACAUUAGAUAUAUACACAAAUGGGGCAAAAAGAUGGAGAAGAGAUAUUUAUGAAUCAAACAAAUCAAAGGGCUCGAAGUUUCAAAAGAUGACAUGUACAAUUCCGGAAUGAAGUAAAAAAGAUACCGUGGCAACUGCAUAACUUGUUCCCAACACGUGGUUAGCGAGAGUGCAAAAGGACUAAUACGGUAACACGGUUUGAUUUUUCUGUAGAUUUUCUUUCUUGUCAACGAUUUUUCUGUAGAUAAAAUGUAUGAUAUCUUCUACAUUUCUUAUCAUAUUGUACAUUUAACUUUUUUCUGUAAAAUUGAACAUUUAAAUUUCAUUUAACUAAGGGCAAAAAACUGAUAUAUACGAGGUUCUAUGUGUUACUGGUUUUGCAUAUCGUUAGACCAAGAUUAUCGUCGACUUUUGAGUGGGUUUUUAAAGUAAAUAAUCUAUUUAAUUAAAUCAAAACAAAAUAAAAAGGGAAUUACCAAUCUUUAACUUAGGAUUUUAGGGACCGGUUUUUAAAUGGGUUUUUCAACCACGUGUCAACAUACAAAGCUUUUUACAUUUCUUUUUCUUUUUUUGGUUUAUUUCUUUCUUUUCUUUUGUCUCGGUUUCUCGUCUUUUCCGCCCAAAAGGCGAUCGAAACGACGAGAAACGACAAAAGAUGACGACUCCCCUCACGGCGUCUCCUGCGGCGUCUGUCGUCUUCUCCGUCAGAAGACCGAUCAAAACCAGCACGGACGACGAUUGUCUCGGUCCUCAUGGCGUCUCCUCCGGCUUCUCUCGUCUUCUUCGUCAGAAGACCGAUCGAAACCAGCACAGACGACGACUGUCUCGGUCCUCACGGAAUCUCCUCCGGCGUCUGUCGUCUUCUCCGUCAGAAGACCGAUCGAAAACAUCACGGACGACUACUGUCUCGGUCCUCACGGCGUCUCCUCCGGCUUUUCUCGUCUUCUCCGUCAGAAGACCGAUCGAAACCCACCACGGACGACGACUCUCUCGGUCCUCACUAUGAUUUUAGAUAAUAGAGUAGGUAUUGAGAGAUUAAGGUAGAUUAGAGAAGGUUAAUGGGAGAUUUAUAGAGAGAUUAGGUAGUAAACAUGUUUAAGAGUAUUUAAGAAUCAUUAUGAACAAGAGAGAGAGUCUAGAAAGAUAAUCCCAAACUUCUUAAUUAUUAAUCUGAUCAAAGUUUACAAUAUCUAUGAAGAGGCAACACUAGGAUGAGGGUUUUAUAAAGAGGCACUAUUACAAGAGAUAAGGUUUGCUUUAAUUUAAAUCAUCCAAUGAACUUCUUCCUUGUGCAUAAAGCUCCUUUUGCUUUAUCCAGCUCUUCUCCAGCCUGUCACAUGCGCCUCCUCUUCCCUUGCAACGAUCUGAUGCCUUAGCUAAGGGAAUAGGGCUUAUCUUCUUCUUCCAAAGUUACUCCGGUAACUAGAAUAACUAGUAUACUAGUAUUACUAGGGUAACUUUGGUUUACCCUUUGUAAGUUACUUGGGUAACUGGUAUUACUACGCCAUGUACGGCCUCUUCAUCAUGCUCAACUCCUCAUGUCUUUCUCUUCCUAUAUAUUGAUCUCAUCUCAACACUCCCCCUCAAGCUUAUCUUUGUGAAAGUCUAAGCUUGGAUAGCCAUGAGAUCUACCUCAUUAAAAACCU